Adineta steineri is the source of this 261-nucleotide messenger RNA. NCBI's taxonomy places the organism in Eukaryota, Metazoa, Rotifera, Eurotatoria, Adinetida, Adinetidae. The record is from the annotation of a GenBank genome assembly.
AUGGAUCACGAGAAAGAAGGUACAUUAGGCAAAGAGCAUAAACCAAAAAAAGCAGUACAAAGAACGAAUGCUUUAAAAUAUGAUACUAACGAAGAAAAACAAAAAUUAAAUCAAUUAAUUGAUUUUGUUGAUAAUCAUGGUGAUAAAUUGUAUGAAAUCAAAAUGAUCAAAUACAAUUCCAACGAUGAUGAUGAUGGUGAUAUUACGGAUUUUGAUCCAGAGAAUGAAGAAGUGUUAGCGUCAACGGUUAUGACAUCAUGA